This is a messenger RNA of Pyricularia oryzae 70-15, 1161 nucleotides long. RefSeq lists its product as uncharacterized. Gene Ontology annotation, molecular function: transcription cis-regulatory region binding; DNA-binding transcription activator activity, RNA polymerase II-specific. The coding region runs from base 1 to 1161 and encodes 386 amino acids. Gene Ontology annotation, cellular component: RNA polymerase II transcription regulator complex. The transcript is spliced from 5 exons. Lineage: Eukaryota; Fungi; Ascomycota; Sordariomycetes; Magnaporthales; Pyriculariaceae. The record is from RefSeq and is a predicted model, not a curated record.
AUGCAGAGCUACGAAGGAAGUGGCGGUAGCGAUGGCGGACAUGACAAGAGCCCCUUGAGCUCUAUUCCAUCGAAUUUCCUCAGAAAUCUCACUGACAAAAGAACAAAAUCUGAUGCUCCUGCACCAAAACGUCGAGGUCCAAAGCCAGAUAGCAAGCCUGCCCUAACGAGACGUCAGGAGCUUAAUAGGCAAGCGCAGCGAACGCACCGAGAGAGGAAAGAAUUAUACAUCAAGGCUCUUGAGGAUGAGGUAUUACGUUUGAAGGAGACUUACAGCAACGUAUCUCAAGCCAAAGACAAUCUUUCAAACGAGAACCGGCAGCUCAAGCAACUACUCGCACAGAAUGGCAUUUCGUUUGGUGGCGCCAUGGGGAUUGCGAGUGGGAUGAUGGAUGAUGGCAGCAUCGAUUAUGCAUCGUCGAGCGCCACUGGAAGUGGCUAUGGGGGAGGACCGGCCUCAUCCCAUACAAGUGCCUUUACGCCUUCGCCGCUUGCAUCUGAUACAGCCAACAGUCAACAGUAUAGCCGGACUCCCACGGGACACGGAAGUCUAUCGCCACAUCCUGGCGGCCACCACCAGCAUACAAACGCUCAACACCACCCAAGACAUGGUGCACAGCCGUUGAAUAAUCCAGGGGUGGAUUAUGAGCAGGCAGGGAUUGACUUUGUCUUAGCUCUUGAGAAGCCAUGUAUGGAUCACUUGCCCUGGCUACUAGAACGCGGAACCGAGACAGGAGGCGAAGCUUGCGGCCAUGCUCUAAUGGCGUCGUGCCCGCCCGAGCCCUUUUCCGAGCUGACGCCAGACAUACCCUUUGGCUACUCGAACGUCAAAAACGGUGAGCUCGACUCGGGCCAGAGGACCUGGGAGCUGUCAAAAGGUGACCUCAACACAUUGCUGGAUUUGAGCAAGCGGCUCAACCUGGACGGCGAGAUCACGCCUGUAAUGGCCUGGGGCAUGGUUCUUGCCCAUCCUCGUCUCGGGGAGAUGACUCCAAAGGACUUCAAGAAGCUGACAGAAGAGCUAUGUGGCAAGGUCCGCUGCUAUGGCUUUGGCGCGGUGAUGGAGGAGUUCGAGGCUCGCGACGCAAUCGAGAAUGUUUUCUCGACUAAGCCCGAUUCUUUUCACCAAUCAUAUAGUACGGAGUACGGUGGUGGACGCUGA